AGAUGCGUUUUUACUGUGUAGUUGUACAUGGGUCAAGAAUCGUCACGUAUGUCCACCUCUUACGAUCUGUUGGCUCGAGAAAGCUGGGAAGAAUCGGAGGGAUCCGACAACGAGAUCAGCGGGCCGUUGUUGGACAGCAGAUCGUUGGCCACGCACUUUACUUCGAGCCUGUUUCUGGAUCGGGACCGAAAGACACCGACUAAACGAACAUUCAAGUGUUCCCACUGUAGCGAAGUGUUUGAUUGCCCGAAAGAACGUAGAGUUCACAGCACAACGGUACACAAGGAUGCGAUGCCCAGUAGCAGUAGAGACCAGCUGGAUCAGCCGGAGGUGAAGGACAUCAAGUUGCUGGACAGUCGCAUGAACAUGUUCGACGACAUAUUCAUGCCGAGUAUACACAUGCAGCAACACAUGUAUCAUCAUCAGCAGCCGCUCCUGCACCAACUACAGCCACCGUCGCAGCCUGGAUCGGACGGCCUGACGAAGGCCGAGGCCGACCAGAAGAUCGGCGAGAAUCUGGUGAUACCGUCGAACAUCGAGGUGAUCUGCACAAUAUGCAAUCAGCGAUUCAACAGCGAGAAGUCCCUGCAGGCGCAUCACCGGCGCAUGCACAUCGCCGACGUGAACAAACGCAUACGCGAGACCGCCAAGUGCCAGAUAUGCAACGAGGAAUUCCCGUCGGUGUUCCUGUACAACGCUCAUCUGAAGAUACACCCGUUAGAGUGCGGACAGUGCGGCAAGUAUUUUUAUCGCAAGCAAAACUUUAAGCUCCACAUGAAACGUCACUUGGGCAUCAAGCCGUUCCCGUGUACCGUGUGCGACAAGGCGUUCCUCACCAAGCAGAAGCUGGAGGAGCACACCAACGGCCACACCGGCAACGCGCCCGUCAGGUGUAGUCUGUGUAACGAGACCUUCCGCAGAUACUCGAAUCUGACCCAGCACAAAAACAGGCAUCACCUCAACAUCAAGAAGAAGCUCAAGGACUACAUAUGCCACUGCGGCGAGGUGUUCCACACGAAGAAGAAGCUCGCCUGGCACAAGGAGACGCACGACGAGAAGCCUAAGGCGUGCACGUACUGCAACGAGCGAUUUAUCCACAUGGCCAGUCUGACGCGUCACAUGCGUCGCGCCCACAAUCGCCGAUUCGUUCCCGACGCUCAGCGCGAGAGCGAGAACGUCGAGUGUCCGAUCUGCAAGUGCAUCUACCUGCGAUCGUCCCUGGCGGUGCAUAUGCGCGUGCACAACGGCGAGCGGCCGUACGAAUGUCAGGUCUGCUCCAAGGCGUUCAGCACCAAGUGGAACCUGCAGCUGCACAAGUGGACUCACGCGGCGCGCAGCACCAAACCGUUCAAGUGCAACCAGUGCAGCGCGGCGUUCUACCGUCACAGCGAUUACACGGCCCACAUGAAUUCCCAUCGGAAUGUACGGCCGUACACGUGCAACUACUGCGGCGCGCAGUUCAUCCGCAAGUACAACUGCCUGCGGCACGUGAAGGAACACGAGGAGAACAAGGCGUACACGUGCGACGUGUGCAACAAGACCUUCCACCGCUCGUACUAUCUCAAGGAGCAUCUGCGGGUGCAUUCGGGCGCGCGUCCGUACACGUGUCACAUCUGCGGCAAGUCCAGCGGCACGAAGUCCAAUCACAACAAGCACGUGCGAAUUCAUCACGCGCGCGAGCCUGUAAAUACCGAAAAUUGAAUGAGGAUCGCCAGAUCGUCUGCCCGCUACAUUGAUUUUGGCGCUUUCGUGGUCACAAUCGGGACGAGUCGGACGACUCAGCGCGGCCGCCCGCGCUGUACUUAUAGCGAGAUUAGUGCGUACAGUUCUCAGAAAAACUGGAACUAUACUUUUACACUUUGAUCGGGUAUUGAUGUAAUAUCUUGACGAGUUUCAAGUCUCCAUGCUGUGGACGCUCCUCAGCGUACCUGUGGCACGUUCGAAGCUGAGCUCGUCGAAGUUGUAAUCACGGUGUUAAUCCUAGUUUUGAACCGGUUUUCGAACUGGCUUGGUUCAGCCUGAAUUCUACGCGGCACAGUCCUGCUGACUGGUUAGCAAUUCGCUGUCCUCUUCUAAAUUAUAGCUACAAUUACCGUCGGUACUACGAAAUUUAGUUAAGAUUAUUUAGCGCCGAUCGACGUACGGAAAACGGCAGUCGAUGUUUCAUUGUACUCGAUCGGAGACACCGUAUCGCGUUCACGCGAUGCGGAAGGAGAUAUUUAACGAAUAUGUACGGCUGUACGCGUAUACGCGCCGAUGACAAUGAAGACAAUUAAGUCACCGUAACGGUAUUCGAGUGCUGAGUCUAAAGCACUGGGUCUACUGUUAAGGGUUUUUAUUCGAUUUCGUAUAUAUACGAGUGUAUACUACGUUAUACAUGCCGUACAUUUUUAAUAUUAUUAUACUAUAAAGGUACAUGAAUUUUUUAUAUAUCCGAAAGUGUCUUAUGGUAACACUUUAAGCAUUGCCAUACGUAGAAUAAUUCGGAGACAUUAACUUUGUCGUCUGUGUGGUUUCAUUCUAAAUAAGUAAAUUUAUCUUCUCUCUUUUUUUUCCUUUUUAAUUAAAUCGCUAUUGAAUCACUAUAGCUGUUGUAUUAUUAUUAGUUUUUGUUAAUAAAUGCGAGGUAUUUUUUUAUUUCUAAGAGAUGCAUUAGUACACGAUUUCUUUUGGCAUGCGUAUAAUAUUUAAACUAUGUUAAAAUGUGAUUUAGUUUAAUUUAACGUGAAGCACUAAAAAAAAAAAGAAAAGAAAUUCUUAGAUAUCCAAGCAUUUAAGAGUAGUACAAGUGCAUGCAAGUAUUCUGAGGACUUCUUUGUUCAGCAAUUUCGAAACUUCCAAAAAAGCACGUCUAUAUAUGUAUAUAAUAUGUUGUGUACAUAUACAUUAAUUCUAUUACUCCAACAGUGUAUUACAUGUUGUAAUUAUUUAUUUCUUAUUUAUUAAAUCAAGAAGAAAUGAAAAAUUAACAAAAAUUUCGUGUAAAAUUUCAUAUAUAUAUAAAUUUUCUAAAUUUUAUCUAAACCGAGUUUAUUUAAUGAAACUUGGUUUUGUUUUCUCUGUUGCAAAACUGUAGCCUUGCGAAGAUAUCUAAGGAUCAAAGUUGUUAUUUAUGAUAUAUUCGUCGAGCAACUUGAUUGUAUGGGGUUGGGAUUUUUAUUACGUUAUAUGCUAUGUUUUAAACAUUUGCGUAUUAGGUAGGUCCAGUGACUUCAGACUACAAUUACCUAAGCUAAUGAUAAAUUUUUAAUGAAGAUUAACUAUCGUAAUAUAUGUCACAAAGAUUCUCGAAUAGUUCUUGCGGAGAAAAAUUUGCUACGCAAUGAAAGAACACGUUUGCCAACUAAUAGUAAUUAAUUAUUAUAUACAGAUAAUUAAUCCAAUUAAUAUUUACAAAGGUACACAGCACUUUUACGUGUCGAUGGUUGUAAAGAAUUUUCUUUUUUUACAAUAAUCUAUUUUACACGAGGAGCAUGCAUGCAAGUGUUUUUGCGCAUCAUUUCCCCAAUGUAAGCCCAAUGUAAGCAUGGGACGACUCGUAUUGAAUUGCGAUCAAUUUUCUAUGCAAGGGCCUAUAUAAAUUAAUAUUAUAAUUAUCGACUAUCACAUAACAGUUACGAAAUCUUAGUUGUUAUUCUUCUAUAUUUAUAUAUUUUGCAAUGUGUAUAAGACCGGUAUUUUAUUGGUUAUACUAUAAUUUCAAGACUGAUCGGUGUUGGUUCUUUGUAUAUUGCUCUCUAAUACGAAUCAAAAUAGUUGUGUUCCUCAAUUUUAGUUUAAUACCAUAGUCAUUCAUUACGAUUAAUAAUUCGUAAUAAUAUCAUUACUUACGGAACAGAAGAAUGUAAGUCCAAAAGCAAGAUCAUAGAUUUGCACUUCCAAAAUGAAUGAAAAAGUAUUUUGAUACGGAGUCAAAUUUAUAUAUAUAAUUAAUCUGUUAUUUAUAUAUAAGUUAGAUCUGAUAUAUUAAAUAACAGAGUUUCGUUAAAUACUUUUUUGGUUUGAAAACGCGCAAUGUUUGAAAUGACAUUGAUUCUUGUAUUGCGAUUUUUAUGCAGAACUUUAUGUUGUGUAUUGCGGCUAUUCUUUCCAAGAUAUUUCAGUUGUAAAGAGUUUGUUUUAAUUGCGAUGCCAUAAAGAAGUAUCAAAAUGAAUCAUUUUGGAUUUACUUUUUUCUAACACUCACUGUACUGUUUAAAAACAAGCAUGUCAUAUAUAACCGAGCUACAUGUCGUUUGCAAAAUCAGACCAGUGUCUUGUAAUGUAGAUGUAUGACAUUGUUAAGUUAAGCAGAUAUGCAUAUUUGUGAAUGCAAGAAAUGCGUUUAAAAUUGGGCGACUUUAUUAUUUUGAUGUAAAAGAGCAAUAUUGAAGAGGAUAUGAAGCUGGCUGAAAUGUGUGUUAAGCGAUUUGUUUGAUUGACUCGUGUGUAAAUCAAAUCGUCUGCUAAAACGAGUCCCAACUAUUAAGUUUAAAAGAAGCGACCAAACCAGGAAUGACUUUUUAGUGUAAAAAGCACGGUCAUGUAAAAAUUUAUGGAUAAUUCGAUAAUGAUUGAAAUCUAAAGACAUUAGUACGGUGAAUUGUGCAAAAAAAGUUGGAAUAUAUUACGUAUACAUAUGAUGGAGUCUGUUUAAAGAAUAUUAACCCUUUGUACUCGAAGUGUUUGUUAUCCGACAUUGUCAGGGAUAUUUCGUGUAGUGGAAGUGUGCAAGUAAUUUUAUCUUACGUUAUUUCUAAAAUUCACUGCUCAGCUAAGAUUACAACUUGUUGGUAAUUUAAUGUAAGAGGAAUGACCGGGGCGGGGGGGGGGGAAUAUCACUACGGAAAAUUUAAAUUUUGACAGAAGAUAUCUAGCUAACUCUAGAAAAUAUAGAUUGUGGAUUGAUAAGAACAAUCACACGCUGAAAACAAUCGCGAACGUGAACGUGAUAAAAUAAGAAAAGGAUGCUGUGUACGUGUGUGUGUGUAUAUAUAAAUAUAUAUAUAUAUAUAUAUAUUGUGAAUACGUGAAUCAUUAAAAUAGAUAUAGUAUGUUACAAUGUACUCGAGCAGCGUGGAAGUGGAAGUGAAAGUAAGCGCGAUUGAUAACAAACGGAUUCAAUUUUCGUCACAAGGUUCCACUCGAAUAGAGAGUGAUGCAUGCACGAUUUAGGUAGAACGAAUUUUAUUAUUGUGCGUAUAACUUUGUAUGGGAGGAAUUUGUAACUUGUAAAUGUGACGUUUUGCAGCUCUAAUCUAUACUUGAUAGGGAUAAACCAGAAAGUCAGAAUAUCUGUGAGAGGUAAAUUAAAUUCUUUGCAAUAAUAUGUAAUACUGAUGUGACUCGGCGUGAAUAUUUCAGGGAUAGGUUUCUUUGACACUGAGGUAUCGAAUUUUCUUCGAGGAAGUAUUCAAGUGAUAAUCACAACUGAUUUUAUAGCAACAAGUAGUAACAAUACGGUAGUACAGUAUUUUCAGGGCACAAUGGGAAUAUUUGAAUAGCAGAAAUGUGACAAUCCAAUGACUGUCGGUUCUUCCGUCGUUGAUAAUUGUAUUCCUGGUAAUUUUUAUUAUGUCAGAGAAUAUUUUCUUGUUUGCUAUUUUUCUACAUAUCUUCGUUGACGAGUGAAUGCAUUUAUAUUGAAGCGAUUAUACUUAAUAUAUGUCUUAUAUGGGUGCAGUUUUUUUUAUUUAUAAUGCUCAGGAGAAAAAUGUAAUCAUGUUUUAAUGAUAUUCCAAUAGACUUUAAAUAGUAUUGACUAAGUUUAGCAGCAUUCUCUUUUCUUUCUCUGAGCAUAAUAAAUUGAUGUAAUUGGAAGGAAAACAGCAACGAGGAAUAAAUUAUGUACUCGGCAAGAAAUCUAUCCCUAAAAAUAUACGCCCUUAUUAUUCGCGCGUUUUUGCAACACACUCGGUGUACUCUGGCGUGUUUUUUGUAAUACUGCAAUGUUUGCAUAUAAAUAUUCCUAUUUGCAGGCAAUAUUCAAGCACAAAGGGUUAAAAUAUAUAUUUCGCGAUGGUCUGUACAAGGAGGUAGAAAUGCAUCGACGGUUCUCGAUAAUCGACUCCAUCGUUUUUAUCUGUCAAAUUAGUCACGUUUAGUUUAUCGUCCAUCUAUUGAUACAUCACCACAAGCAGCGAUUGCACGCUCAGUCUCCUCUAUCGUUCCCACUGAGUUUACUCGUUUUAAAAACGGUUUGAUACGUGAUGGGUAUUCAGGUAGUUUGAGAAGCCCACCUACAACCAACAUCGACGUCCAGAUGUGCAAUUGUUUAGCUAAACUAUUCAUAUUAUAUCUAUUAUUCAUAAAACGAACGUCGUUGUAAAUAAUGUAAAUAUGUACAUCAGUUCUAUUUUAUAAUAGGGCCAAUGAAUUGAUUUGGCAAUUGAGUAUCAUAACGAAACUCGAUCUACGCUGUAAGCAGAUUAAAAAAAUAGGGUAACAUUAUCAUUAAAAAGGAAAAAAAAACAAUAAAUCAACAUAUGUAUACCUUAAUAAAAUUUAUGUAUUGA
Temnothorax curvispinosus is the source of this 6494-nucleotide messenger RNA. RefSeq names its product zinc finger protein 883-like. Lineage: Eukaryota; Metazoa; Arthropoda; Insecta; Hymenoptera; Formicidae. Gene Ontology annotation, cellular component: nucleus. The transcript has a single exon. The coding region runs from base 28 to 1701 and encodes 557 amino acids. The record is from RefSeq and is a predicted model, not a curated record.